Molecule: messenger RNA, 836 nt
Organism: Vitis vinifera (wine grape)
Lineage: Eukaryota; Viridiplantae; Streptophyta; Magnoliopsida; Vitales; Vitaceae
Exons: 4
Coding region: 101-685 (194 amino acids)
Molecular function (GO): DNA binding
Source: RefSeq, a predicted model, not a curated record
UAUUCAUUUCAUACAUAUACAUACUUCAAAGUGGAUACUUGUCUCCUUCGAAUCAAGAAAAGUGACUGAGAAAAGGCCAGAUUUUGGACUAGAGGAAGAAAUGGAGAGAAAGCUGAAGUUGGAUGGAUCUCCCAGUGGAUCAGUUGCUAAUCAAGAAACCUCCAAGCCUUCAAUGGGGAAAGGAAAAGGAAAUGAAGGUAAAACAAUGAAGAAAAAUGUGAGGUUUAAUCUACCUGCAAGUGACUUGAAGCCUUCAAUGGAAAAAAGAGAUCAAGUGGAUGAAGACAGCUCGAAGGCAAAAAAGGUGGAGAAAAUGGGGGGCGGAUCCAGUCUAUGUCUGUGGUUACCAAUGAGCAGAAGCAGAAGCAGUAGCAAAGACCGGACUCCUACCCUCAUCUUCAGUAAGAGGCUAACCUUCGGCGAUCUCCUCACCGGAAAGCUCAGGGUUCCUUCACUUGUUUUUUUACCGAAGAAACAUGAAGGAAAACAUGGCAGGAUGAUGGUACCAUUUGUGGACAGUAAGGGAGAGUUCUGGGAGCUGGAGGCUACACCACAGUGGUUUUCAUUGAACCUGGACAAAUUUGUGAAGGCACAUGGAUUGAAAUGCGACGAUGUGAUUCUUUUCUACGAAGAUGGCCCCAAUUCUAGGUACUACGUCAUUGACUAUGAAAGAACUGGGUGCUGAGGAGUGAGGAGUGAGGUGCAGUCAGAAUGCAGGUUUCUUCAUUGGCUUUUGGUAUUAGGGUUUGCCAAGUUGUAUCUCUCUUGAACUUGAACUUGAACUUUUCAUUCAUAUCAUUCUAUUCCAUCAAAUAAAAAGCAAUAUUGUUUCUAUA